GUCACAGAACAGACGCCGACACAGUUGCUAGCACGCGAUUAUUCAUAUUCCCGUGAUAAAUAGUGAAUCAAGUUAGAUUGACAGUCAAUAGUUGAUAGUCAUUGAUCAGACUUCAUAACGUCAGUGAAUUUGGAGGCAUCAGUAUGGUAGGGACAAGGGUCUAUGUCGGUGGGCUUCCAUACGGCACCAGGGAAAGAGACCUUGAGAGGUUUUUCAAAGGAUACGGUCGUUUUCGCGAUGUUCUCAUCAAGAAUGGCUAUGGCUUUGUCGAAUUCGAUGACUACAGGGAUGCUGACGACGCCGUGUACGAGCUCAAUGGCAAAGAACUUCUUGGCGAGAGAAUUACUGUAGAGAGGGCCCGGGGGACACCUAGGGGUAGUGACCAGUGGCGCUAUGGUGACUCCCGUGGUGGUUAUGGGAACUCGAGGCGAUCCCGAGACGAUAUGCGGCACGACAGAGAUAGUGUGAACAGAAACAUGAGGACUGCAUCUAGCUACAAGCAAUCAUUGCCCAGGUAUGGACCACCCACUCGCACUGAAUAUCGUCUAACAGUGGAGAAUCUCUCUACUCGUGUCAGCUGGCAGGAUUUAAAGGAUUACAUGAGACAAGCUGGCGAGGUUACUUAUGCUGAUGCCCAUAAACAACGCAGAAAUGAAGGAGUUGUAGAAUUUGCGACAUACUCCGACUUGAAAAAUGCCAUCGACAAGCUUGAUGACACUGAGUUGAAUGGCAGAAGGAUUCGUCUAGUUGAGGAUAAAAGGAGAGGUCGCCGUUCUCGCUCAUCGAGCUCGAGAUCCCGUUCUCGAUCACGCUCACGCUCUCGACGUCGCUCCCGCUCUCGCUCCAGGAGCCGCCGCAGCUCACGUAGCCGUAGCCGUCGCAGCAGUCGCUCCAAGUCGAGGGCACACUCCAAAUCCAAAUCUAAAUCCAAAUCCAAGUCUCCUGAGCGCAGUCGCUCACGUUCCAAGUCCAAGUCCCGAAAUCACUCUAAGUCAAAAUCUAAAUCACGAUCUCGCUCAAGAUCCAAGGCUGAGCGUUCCAAGUCCAGAUCCCCAUCUAAAUCAAAGGCAAAGUCUCCGUCAAAAGAACGCUCAAGCCGCGAAUGCUCCAGGGGUGAACGAUCACGAUCUCGCUCAGGCAGUAAACACAGCAAAAGCCGCAGCCGCUCUCGAUCGCCAAUGAACGGCGAUAAAUCGCCCCAGAGCACCAGCGCCAAGGCCGACUAAGCGUCAUCAACGAACUUGUCAUAAUAAUCAAGAAAGUGAAUUAAUUUGGACAGAAAGAACGAGUGACAGAAAAAAUAAUGCAAUUCACGUAAAUGGCGCCUACAACGUAUAUCGUUGGAAAAUCAUCAAUCUUUUAUAUAAAGAAAAAAUUGUCUGAAGGCUCCAGGCAAAUUACCCUUUCCUCUUUAUGAAUCUUACUUUCGUUAAUGAAUUCAGCUAAUUUUAUUUUUCAAUUUGAUACCGAAAAAUUUGCCAAUUCUCUCGAACUAUCACUUUUAAAAUAUAUUUUUGUCAAUUGAGAAGAUAACUUCAGUAAUAUCAAUUGACUUUCGACUUUUAUAGGUGAUGAGUCGUGUUUCAUUAAUUAAUAGUUGAACAACCAAUAAUUUUUUGGUUCUUUCUGUUUUGAUCCCAAGAAAAUUGUAAUAAAUGUAACAAGAGAACGGAAAAAUGAUGAAUUAUUACACAUUCGCACGCAUUUAGAUUACGAAAUUCCUCAUCAAAAACAGUUAAUCAUUGAAUUGUACAUUUGUGACAGACAGAAAAUUUGAUUCAAUGAUUUGUUCGAUGUAAUAACUUGGUAAUAACUUUUGGGAGACAGCAAAAUAAGGCUUUUCUGCCUUUACCGUGGCUUUUUGUAUAUAAUCCUCUCCCUCCCCCUCCUGUCUGAGUACAUUAUGAAUAAGAUGAUGAAAAUUAAUGAUAAUGUGAUGUGUAUUAAAAUCUAGGUAAGUCUUAUUAUGAUCAAUAAAGACAUCCCACAGUUGUGAAAAA
Molecule: messenger RNA, 2000 nt
Organism: Diachasmimorpha longicaudata
Lineage: Eukaryota; Metazoa; Arthropoda; Insecta; Hymenoptera; Braconidae
Gene: B52
Product: serine-arginine protein 55
Exons: 11
Coding region: 144-1226 (360 amino acids)
Cellular component (GO): cytoplasm; nucleus
Molecular function (GO): mRNA binding
Source: RefSeq, a predicted model, not a curated record